ACUUCUGGUGGCGGUAAAUGAAAUGGCGAACGUCGGAGGGGGCGGCGGUGGUGCGGGCAAGAUGGCGGAUAAGGAGAAGAAGAAGAAGGAGAGCAUUUUAGAUCUUUCCAAAUACAUUGACAAAACGAUCCGGGUGAAGUUCCAGGGUGGGAGAGAAGCAAGUGGUGUCUUGAAAGGAUUUGACCCUCUACUGAACCUUGUACUUGAUGGUACCAUUGAAUAUAUGCGAGACCCAGAUGAUCAAUACAAAUUAACAGAAGACACACGUCAGCUGGGACUUGUGGUCUGCAGAGGGACUUCAGUGGUUCUCAUUUGCCCACAGGAUGGAAUGGAAGCGAUUCCAAACCCUUUCAUUCAGCAACAAGAUGGAUAAUGGUGUUGGGCUGUCUUUGAAGACUUUGGGGGUGCAAAUCAUUGGAGGAAACGAUCAGUGUGUGAGAAGUUUCAUGUUUUUGGAGAGGAGUUUGAAUGUGUGUUUGUUGGUGUGAAAGAGCAGUCGACUUUCAUUUUUGUGGCUUUCCAUGAGCAGGAAGAGAAUGAGAUGUGAUGUGCAAGGAACAAGUUCUGAUUCCUUUUUUUUUUCCCCUGAAAUAAAUGUGAAGCUCUACAUUGCUAAGAGCUGAGAGCAGAGAAUAUUCUGUCUAUGAAUUGUCAGAAACCCUCCUGGUAUUGUGAGUCUUGAAACCACCACAUAAAAUUAGUAAAGAUUUCUCUCAACGCUGGUCAUUUGAUCUACAUUUUUAAAUACAUUAAAAUAUAUUUGAAUUAAUCUGAAUACAUUAGAAUUCAUUUUUCUCCCUCUUAGAUGUCAGUACACAGCUGGGAAGCAUUUUGCAUCGUGUUCUAGGCUUCCUGCUGGUGAGUUAAUCUCUCUUGCCUUCCUGCUCCAGUCCAUGGAAGACAAUUACUUUGAUCAUAUGGUAUCACCUUUACAAGCUGUGUAGCUAAUAAGGUAUUUUUUAGCACUUGUUACAAAUCUUUUGGACUAUCAUUGUGAAUUGGAAGGCUCCCAGUUUCUACAUAAAGACUGGAGUCCCUUGUCAGAUUAUUGUCUCAGCUGGGUGAUACAAACCUUAUGGAAACGUGCUUAUUAGUAGGAAUUGUAGGGGAGGAAAUAUUAAGAUCCUAAUGUUCAAUUGAAGCAGUGUCUGGAAAUACUGCAUAUUUUUUUAUAUUGUUAGCUACCUACUUGUGGUUGCACUUGUUAUAACUUGAUUUGUAAGUAAACAUUUUUUAUUUCUUCACAAGUAGCAAGAUUUGAGGAGUUGUGAACAAAUAAAUACAAAUUAACCUGUUCCUAAA
Messenger RNA from Gallus gallus (chicken), 1302 nucleotides. It is a transcript of the gene LSM7, whose product is annotated as LSM7 homolog, U6 small nuclear RNA and mRNA degradation associated. The record is from RefSeq and is marked validated. Gene Ontology annotation, cellular component: Lsm1-7-Pat1 complex; U12-type spliceosomal complex; U6 snRNP. The transcript is spliced from 4 exons. NCBI's taxonomy places the organism in Eukaryota, Metazoa, Chordata, Aves, Galliformes, Phasianidae. Bases 23 to 373 code for a protein of 116 amino acids. Gene Ontology annotation, biological process: mRNA splicing, via spliceosome; nuclear-transcribed mRNA catabolic process. Gene Ontology annotation, molecular function: RNA binding.